AUUGUGACUUGCAUUGGGGCAAGCUGUAUAGUGUUUCCGAGGUCUAGCAAUUGCAGUCAUUAUUUUGGCAUGGGGUACAGAAAAUAUGAAAAAUGAAAUAUCUCUGUUAACAGAAGCAUAUCACCUAGCUAGGUGAUACGCUUCUGCUGUGUAUCACUACCUGUCAAAAAGUCAGAUACUCAUUUACAAGUCAGUUAUCAUAUUCUUACGAACAACAGUUGAACACAUUCUACUUCAGCUGUUUAAAUACAAAGUUAUACGCAAAGUGCAUUAUCAUUUUAAUUAAAAUUUUAGUGACUCAAACUUACAGUCAUAUGUUAGCCGUUGAGGAAUACUGCGUUUCCUCGAUGACGAAAUCUAAAUAUUUCAUGCCUAAAGUAUUCUUUCGGUUUUUCUCUAAGACAAAACGUUUCACAAGCUAAAUUAGUAAUUUCUUGGACCUUAAAACCCAUCAAAGGUAUUCUUAAGUUAAGUAAAUAUUCAACAUCACACCGCGUCAAUCAACACACAAAUCACUUUUCUGACAGAAAGGAAGUUCUAUAAACCUGGAACAGCUGCCUACGAACUCCAAGUUACUUCUUUCAGAUUACCAAGGCGAAUGAAGCGAAUCGGUUGAGGAAAACUGAUCAUGAGGGAAAACUAACAAAUUUGAACGCGACGAUAUCAGACUGGAAAUAAUGAAAGGAAAACUGGGUACUGAAACGAUGGAUAGAAACUCCAAAUGCAAUGCGUCCGUUCCACCGCAAUAUUUGACAGGAAUCUUUCUCACGCUUUCUGUAACUGGAAUACUAACAGCAGCCGUGGGAAACACACUCAUUUGCGUAGCUGUAUAUAAGAAGGGGGCUCUAAGAACGUCUGCUAACUAUCUUCUUGUCAGCCUGUCUUUGGCAAGCCUUAUGUAUGUCCCAGUAUUAAUAAGCUAUGCCAUCUCUCUGACGAUGAGCGAGUGUCAACCAAUGACAAAGAUACUGUGCAAGUGGUCUUCACACUUGGAUCUUGUUUUGUUUUGCGUUGUCAUACUUCAUCUACUUCUCAUAUCUUUGGAUCGACUUGUGACCAUAAAAAUGCCUAUGAGAUACCCAACCAUGAUAACAACAACGCGCACACUGAUAUCAAUAGGUGCUCUGUGGUUUGUGGGAAUAUUAGAAGGAGUUACGCCAGACUUGAUUCAGGGAAUUCAACACAACCAGGGCAAAGCACUACUCAUGAUGAUGCAUGGUUGCAUUCAAAAUAACAAAAUCCUACUAGAAAAACACUCACAAGAGGUCGUGCCUCACUUUCUUGUUUUCAUGACACUGACGGUCUUCUUGCCCAGCGGAAUUAUGCUUAUUUCGCAUGCGUGGAUUUUCAUUAUCUCCUUCAGACAUUACAAACGAAUCAGAACUCUGGAGGAGGCCGUGCUACAAAGACGUGUCACUGAAAUGCGCGCCGCCAAGACGGCGGCUAUCACGGUGUUUUCGGCGUUAGCGUGCUUCGCGCCUCUUAUUGUGGUGACUUCCAUGAUGAUACUUGAGCCGCCAAGCGAUAGAAGGCUAGACUCCACUCAAUUUAACAUCAAGUAUAUACUAUUUCCUAGCCUUAAAAUUCUGUAUUUAUUGGCGAUAAGCUUAAACCCUUUGAUCUGCGCUUUAAAAAGCAAGCCUUUCAAGGCGGCAUUCAAGGAGAUGUUACAAGCUUUAAAAAGAUGUCCAUGUAAAGUCCCGGACAUACGCAGAACCAAGGCGCGCAGCAUUUUCAGACGACGAGGCCACACGCUGAAACUGGAGCCCAACAAGCCUGCCAAAAACAGUAACACCUCCUACUUUAUAGAACUGCAGUGCCUAUCAUUGACUACUAACCCAAGCGAGCUUAGCAACACUACUCAAAAUAAAGUAUACACGUAGAUGAAGCAAUAUGUUAGACCAAGUGGCACUGGAUGUAACUUGCAAGAACGCCGAGACAUUUAACGAGUCUUGUUUUAGUUUUAGGAGCACGAGAGGCCGGUAACAUAAAAAUGCCUAGCAAAACUAUUAAAUAGCGACAUCACGACCUUAGGGUGCGUCCGUUGGGGUGAUCUGGAUCUGGAUCUGGAUCAGUGAUCCAAGAUCAUGGUGCUGGGAUCAUGGUGCAUCAAAGCAACCAAAGAAUUCUUGCUCAGAGUGGAUUCUUCGGUUCUUUUGAUGCACCAUGAUCCGAGUGAUCUUGGAUUAAUCUAUUUAGUAAAGAAAUGCAAAUCCUUUUUGAGUUUCAGAAUUCAAUCGUGGAGUUUCCCAAAGAAACGCACCCUAAAAUGUAUAUUAACACUAUUAAGAAGUUAUUAUCCAAAGCUUUUCUUGCCCGAAAACCAGUCUCUAGAUGGAUGGAUAGAUAGAGACCUUAUUUAAGAGUCGAUGCCGCCUAGCUUGGGAGAAUCUUCCAUACUAAUAUGGGGGCACAAAAAAAAUAGUAAGUAAUUAAAAUGAUCUAAGAGUUUAAAGUUAAUGCUACGUACAAUUAUAUGCAUGUCUAGAUCCUAAAAAAAAAUUAAACCAACAUAAUGCAAAUUCUUUUUCCGAUUCAAUAAAUAACACGGUUAUCGAAUUAUUUGCACAAAUGUGUAAAUCAUUAUUCCAAAAGCUUGAUAAAAUAGUCUAAAAUUAGCAGAGGCUGCAGCCUUUGCAUCCAUCAUCUAUAAGUUGACGAACAUUUAAUUUUAUGUUCUGUUUGAACGAUCUUAAAGAUGUGGCUGCUCUACUACUUUGGGGGAGUUUUCCCCAUAACUUGGGUCCUAAGUACUUUAGAAAGCGUUUACCAUAAGUUAUCGUCUGAUACCUACAAAUGGAAAAGUCACGCUGCCUUAAAUUGUAGUUAGAGUUAUGUUCACUGAAGAUAUUGCUGAUGUAAGCAGGACACAGUUUGUGUUUUACUUUACACAUGAGAAUACUUAAAUCCCGUUGACACCGGUUUAAUAAUGUUGGCAGUUCUGCCUUCUUUAGUAGUUGUUCGUAACUAGCAUUCUUGUCUCUAAAUACCGCCCUUAGUCCCCUCUCCUGUAGUCUUUCAAGUUUUCUUAAGUCACCAGAUUUGGGGAAAGUGCCAGAUUAAGUGGCAGUAAGUAAGAUAUGGCAGGACUGCACAUUUGAAAAGUACUGCUUUAACUGCUUUGUGAUUCAACUUGUACAUAGUGUGAUUAAUAAACGCUAAGACUUGAAUUGUAUGUCUCAUAAUUAAAAAAACACAGCAAGAUUUACCAGUUCACU
Orbicella faveolata is the source of this 3218-nucleotide messenger RNA. Its product is annotated as adenosine receptor A2b-like. Gene Ontology annotation, molecular function: G protein-coupled receptor activity. Gene Ontology annotation, cellular component: plasma membrane. The record is from RefSeq and is a predicted model, not a curated record. NCBI's taxonomy places the organism in Eukaryota, Metazoa, Cnidaria, Anthozoa, Scleractinia, Merulinidae. Gene Ontology annotation, biological process: G protein-coupled receptor signaling pathway.